Messenger RNA from Cynoglossus semilaevis (tongue sole), 462 nucleotides. RefSeq names its product neurofilament light polypeptide-like. The transcript is spliced from 2 exons. Gene Ontology annotation, cellular component: intermediate filament; cytoplasm; postsynaptic intermediate filament cytoskeleton. The record is from RefSeq and is a predicted model, not a curated record. Gene Ontology annotation, biological process: neurofilament bundle assembly. NCBI's taxonomy places the organism in Eukaryota, Metazoa, Chordata, Actinopteri, Pleuronectiformes, Cynoglossidae. The annotation marks the transcript as partial. Gene Ontology annotation, molecular function: structural constituent of postsynaptic intermediate filament cytoskeleton.
AUGCGGUACGCGGACGAGGCGACGGCGGAGACGGAGGUGGCCAAACCGCCGGACCUGUCCGCCGCUCUGAGGGACAUCCGGGGCCAGUACGAGAAGGUGGCGCGGGAGAACCUGCAGUCGGCCGAGGAGUGGUUCUGCGACAAGAUGGCGGCGGUCGGCGUCGGCGUUCCUCCUCGCGGCAAGGAGAGCGCCAAAGACGAGGCCGGCGAAUGCCGCCGACUCCUCAGCUCCAGGAGCGCGGAGAUCGACGCCUGCCGGGAGAUGAACCAAGCUCUGGAGUCGCAGCUGCAGGACGUGGAGGAGAGGCAGAGCGCCGAGAUCGCCGCCCUGCAGGACACCAUCAACCAGUUGGAGAACGAGCUGACGGCCAACAAGGACGACAUGGCGCGCUACCUGAGGGACUACCAGGACCUCCUGAACGUCAAGAUGGCCUUGGAUAUCGAGAUCGCCGCCUACAGGUCG